AUGGGUACUUCCGGCGCUUGGAUCCUGCGAAUCGAUAGUGCAGGCAUUUUUAUGAACGUAAUUGCAGAUAGAACAAGGUCAAAAACAAACAAAUUAACAUCAAACAUGAGCAAAAAUGAUUGUAAUACACAGUCGAAACAAGAGACUACUGCAAUUGAGGAUGAACGUGGAUAUAUUGAUAAAUCCACAACCACUUUAUUUCGGACAACAUCGAUCUUAGAUGAGAAUAAAAUACGAUCAGAUGAUAAAGUUACGUUAACCUCAGUUUUAAGUAAGCAACACAUACCAAAUGUAUUAGAGAGAAUUCAGGAUUUUCAUGGUACAAAGCAAGAAGAUGUGGUAGCAUGGAUCGACCAACUGGAAGUUGCACUACAUUUAACUGACCAUGCACAAGGUAAAUGGAGUAAAUUAGCUGCAUGGCAUUUAAAGGGUGAAGCAUUAAGUUGGUAUAUUAAGAACAAAAACCACAUAUCGCGAUAUCUACAUUGUUUAUCGAGAUGA
This is a messenger RNA of Didymodactylos carnosus, 501 nucleotides long. The record is from the annotation of a GenBank genome assembly. NCBI's taxonomy places the organism in Eukaryota, Metazoa, Rotifera, Eurotatoria, Philodinida, Philodinidae.